Messenger RNA from Vicia villosa (hairy vetch), 1809 nucleotides. RefSeq lists its product as uncharacterized. The coding region runs from base 179 to 1642 and encodes 487 amino acids. Lineage: Eukaryota; Viridiplantae; Streptophyta; Magnoliopsida; Fabales; Fabaceae. The transcript has 7 exons. The record is from RefSeq and is a predicted model, not a curated record.
CAGCUACUAUAGUUCUCUAAUUAAAUGAUGCCACUAUACAACUCCGACUUAACUCGGAAACUGAAAGCGAAGAAGCAUCCAGGUGGAAUCGGCGACUAACGAAGAUUAACUCAAAUCGCUCACAUUUUCAAUUCAUCUUUCUCCAUAAAUCAGAGAAACUGAAUUUCCUUCAGUUUACAUGGGAGAGAGGGUGGAUAUGUCUAAAUCAAGCAUGAGUUCUAAUUCUAAACAAAACAAUGCUAUCACUGGGAAAAAAUCGUACGAAAAACAGCUUGUUGCAUCGCGUCCUAAAGGAUUUGCACAAAGAUGUUAUGAACCCCUUGUUUCAUUGAGGCAUGGUGACUUUAGGACUACUGCAGGGUGUGCUGCAUUAUUUUUAGUUAAAGUUGCUGCUUUGGAGACUGUAAGGAGGUUCUCCAAGAGUAGAUGCCCGUGUCUGUGGCAAGGCCUGCAGGGGCUACAAAUCCUUGCCUACACACCAGUUCAAUGGUUUCAGAGGUGGGCUGGAUUCAGGGGUUUGGUCAAAAGCAUGCAGGUACUAUCAAAACCAUUAAUUGUCCUUUCCAUUGCAACAGCCUUUACUGAUCAACUAGAAUGUAGUGAUGGAACCUCAGACUAUAAUGCUGACUCUCGUGAUUCAGAAAUAUCUGCAGCAGAACCAUCUCCUGUGCAGGAUAAUUUGAAUACUAGUGAACUCGAGAAAGCUCCUGAAGUUUUAGAAUAUGAAAAAUGGUUGACUCAACUCGAUCAAGAGCUGGAAAAUCAAGGGAUUAGUUUACCUGAAAGAAUCAAUGAUGAUGAGCUCCACAGAUUUUACGAAGCUUCUAAUAAUGACUUUUCAUGCUUCCUUACCUCAAUCAAGAAGACAAUACAUUGGCGGGAGUAUUAUAAAAUCCUUUCUGUUGAAGAGCUGGAAAUGUGGUCAAAUAUGGUGUUCUGGCAUGGAUCUGAUUUGUUGCACAGACCUUGUCUCAUUGUAAGGCUUGGGAUGGCUUGCAGCUCAUUGGCAUCCCAAGACAGACCUCAAUUUGCUCGGGCAAUUGUAUCACAGGUAGAAUAUGGAGUCUUGCACUUAGUUGAUAGAGACAACCCUCAAAUUACAGUAUUGGUGGACUGUGAAGGGUUAUCCCCAUUGAAAGUUCCUAUGCAAAUUCUGAGAUCUUGUUCUUACAUUCUGCAAGAUCAUUUUCCUAAUCGGCUUGGUUGUUUGUUUGUCAUACGACUUCCAGCAUUUGUUCGUGUUAUUGCCCAUACUUUUUUACAGGUUAUAAAGCCAGUUACAAAGAAAAAGUUGAAAUUAGAAGGAGACAUGUACAAGAAGGUUCUUUAUGACAAUCUACCGACCAUACCAUCGUAUCUUGGAGGCGACUGCACAUGCGUGACUUGUUCUAAAAUGGGCAAGCGGAAUAUGGUGCAACUUCAUGAAGCUGAGACCAGCAGCAGUAGGGUUGUUAGGGAGGACGAUGUCAGUGACAACGAGGAUUUGCCAUCACUGUGUCUGCAUCCAUCUAUUGAAUUAGAUGACCGUCAAAGCUAUGAGAAGUUUUUGAGAACUGCUAUCAUAAGUGUUCUGGCAUUUUGGGUUGCCAUAGCUCUCGGUAGUGCUGGAAUAUAUGGACCUGGUUUGUUACCACGUAGUUAGCCAAAUUAGUUUUAUUUCCCCUAGUUGAAAUAAAUCUGUAGAGAAAAGCUCUAGUGUGUUUUGUCUUUGUGAAUUAGGAGAGUUGGCAAUGUUUCAAAUUCUAUGGAUAAAAGAUCUCCAGAUUUGGCACAGCAGCAAUAAAAAGGGCGCGUUUGAUGGUUUUAUAA